CCUUUUGAAGUUAUUUUUAUUCAGUGUAAUUGAAUGUCAUAAAAAAUUGAUGUUUAUGUUCGAAUGGAGCUAAAUUUCCUGAAUUUUUAAAUUUUUAAUUCCAUAUUAACUUUUAUCUAAAAUGGAUUCAAUACAAACAGAUCCUCAGGAUUUGAGAUUGAAUGCCGACCAAUCCGCGAAUGCACUUGUCGGAGAACCGAUGGAAGUGGUUGCCUGUGGAGAUGUUUCGGAUCCAUCUAUGAACAACGCACUUUCAUGGAUGGUCCAACGCGAAUGGAAGGAAAUCACGACCGAGUUUUUCGGCUGCGUUAAAGAGCUCAAGCUCGGUGAGUUGAUUCACGAUAACAUGUUCGGACUGUUCGAUGCCAUGUCCGCAAUCGAAAUGAUGGAUCCGAAAAUGGAUGCCGGAAUGUGCUGCAACAAGGAGGCAACGCCGUUGAAUUUUCAGAUAGCGGUUGAGAGCGGCAAAAUGAAGCUGCAGAAUCUGGAGAGUCAGGAGCUGAUCGGAAUUAUCGAUGCCACUUAUUCCUGUGUGGUGUCUUGGUUGGAGGGCCACUCAAUGGCACAAACGGUAUUGACCUGCUUGUAUCUACAUCAACCGGACAAGAUUGAGGAUAAAGCAAUGAAAGCCUUUGCCGUUGCGAUCUAUAAGCUGAUUAAUUUGAUCAGGAGUUUCAUCCUGAGAGCCCGAGUGUACGAAGAGGAAGAUUUUCAGCCUAGCAACUAUGGCUAUGACAUGUACGUCGAUAUGACGGAGACCAAGGCUUGCAAUAUGCUAAAAAGUGCGGAGGAAGAUUGGGUGAAAAAAGCCAAGGAAGUCGAGGGCGCCAAAGAGCGAGAGGAAGUCAAUGCUUUGGUGAGCCGACUGAAGUUCACCAGACUGUUCCUGCAAUGCCUGGUAGCACUUUAUCCCACAAAGAUUUCAAAUGUGGUAAGGAAUGUGUCACCAACAAAAACGGAAAUGAUCGACAUUGUUAAGACGUUGAACGGCGCUCUCGAAUUGGCACAAGUGAUGGAAAAAACUAUUGAAUUUGGAACACAGCCGGAGGCCAACUCUGACACGCCUAAUCCAAUGGGGUUUUCAAUGAUGGUCAACCAGCGUUUAUUACCGCCCACAUUUCCACGGUACACGAAGAUAAAAGAACGUGCAAUUUGUAUUCAAUAUCUGUCCGAAUUGAUACAUCGGUUGAAGCAUGCAUGCAAAAUUGUUCACUGCACCAAUUAUCACAGCGCUUUGAACUUCUUCAUGGAAUUCAGUAAAAAGUUUGGACCUUGUCUGCUAUCCAGAAGUAUUUUGCAGACUUUGUAUCUGCCAUUGCCGAACAUGGUAUUUGGCACAAAGAAGCUCACGGAGGUUUUAAAGGAAUCGGCAAAAGCUUUCAUCGCUCCUCCAGUACUACUUUCGGACAAUCCAUUGUCCACUAGUCCUGCUGCCAUCAACUGUGUCGAUUCGUUUUUUGCGUACAAUGAACACACGUUCAGUGUCCUCUUCGAGAUCUGUGGCUACAAUCGGGCACGACAGCGGGACAAGCUGGGAAUUAUGCUGUCGAACUUCGCCAAUCUGCAGGACGAAGCCGAACGGGUCGACGCUUAUCUGCAUUCGCUGUCGAUGAAACACGAAAAUCCUCGACAACAUUUGGCAUGUUUCGGAACCUGGGUGCUGUAUCACUGCCUGCGCGCAAUGUCUUUCUUUCUACUGUCCGGCCUGGAGCUGGAACUGUACUCGGUGCAUGAGUAUUUGUACAUUUUUUGGUACUUGUAUCAAUUUUUGUUCGGCUGGAUCGUGUCCGCGUUGACUCGAGCCGACACCUUCCUGGUGGAGCAGGACUACGUGGCGGACGUCAAAAACGCAAAAGGCAGCCAAAAGAAACCAAAGGCGAAAAAGCGCAAGGGGAAAACCGACGGUAAAGAAAUCAUCUUCAAUCAGGCAAUGCAAAAUAUGUGCGGGGGUUAUUACAAAGCUCUUGGAGGUUUCAUCGGUGAGGACCGCAUUCCGGAACCACUGCCAAUGUUCGACAAUGAAAAAGUCCGCUUCGAGCACCGCUUUGCUCCGUUCGCUACGCUAUCAACUCCUCCACCAAUGGCGUAUUCGGAUUUCAAGCUUAUGAAAACGUACUUACUUAAGUCCCCCGCGGACGAACUUUAUGCUGCUGCUGCCAAGCAUUUCCACGAGGCACGAGUUCUUCUGGAAUCGUACCCGAAUCCGGAUGAAGAGUGGCACGAAAUCGUCAAAGUGGCAAAGAUGAACUUUGUAAUGAUGAACUUGCUGGCCAGUGGGUUGAACCGUCAGUCCAAGACGCCACCGGAGUUUGACUUUUCCUGCCACCGGUUCUUUCCGAUUAUUAAACAGCGCAAGUAAUAGCUUAGUUUCUAAAGGUUUCACGUCAUGUUAACCAUAAGUACUACAUAUUCGAAAUCUAUUUAGCUGCAAUUUAAUUGUGUUUUGUGUAAGUGUGUCAGUGCGAAAUUACAAAAUUAGACUACAGGAAUCGUAUACCAGAACAAUUGGCCCGGUAUCGAUGGAGUUCAAACAAAAUAUUAAAUCAAAAAUA
Molecule: messenger RNA, 2552 nt
Organism: Armigeres subalbatus
Lineage: Eukaryota; Metazoa; Arthropoda; Insecta; Diptera; Culicidae
Gene: Naa35
Product: N-alpha-acetyltransferase 35, NatC auxiliary subunit
Exons: 8
Coding region: 122-2359 (745 amino acids)
Biological process (GO): N-terminal peptidyl-methionine acetylation
Cellular component (GO): NatC complex
Source: RefSeq, a predicted model, not a curated record